GACAAGCCCCCAGGCUUGUCCCCAGAAGGAUCUGGAUUUGCCUGGGAAGGUGGCUGAAGCCUCAGUGCUCUCCCGGGCCCACGGCUGCCCACCCCCGCCAGGCCGAGGCUAUGGAAAAGUUCCGCAUGUUCUUCCAGCACUUCCAGUCCAGCUCAGAGUCCGUGAUGAAUGGCGUCUGCUUGCUGCUGGCCGCGGUCACGGUCAAGAUGUAUUCCUCCUUCGACUUCAACUGCCCCUGCCUGGCGCGCUACAAUGCCCUCUACGGCCUGGGCCUGCUGCUCACACCCCCGCUCGCCCUCUUCCUCUGCGGCCUCCUUGCCAACCGGCAGUCCGUGGUCAUGGUUGAGGAGUGGCGCCGGCCUGCGGGGCAGCGGAGGAAGGAUCCGGGCGUCGUCAGGUAUAUGUGCUCCUCUGUGCUGCAGAGGGCACUGGCCGCCCCCCUCGUCUGGAUCCUCCUGGCCCUCCUUGAUGGGAAGUGCUUCGUGUGUGCCUUCAGCAGCUCCGUGGACCCCGAAAAGUUUCUGGACUUUGCCAACAUGACCCCCAGCCAGGUGCAGCUCUUCCUGGCCAAGGUGCCCUGCAAGGAGGAUGAGCUGGUCAGGGACAGCCCCGCUAGAAAAGCAGUGUCCCGCUACCUACGGUGCCUGUCACAGGCCAUCGGCUGGAGUAUCACCCUGCUACUGAUCAUCGUGGCCUUCCUGGCCCGCUGCCUGAGACCUUGCUUCGACCAGACAGUCUUCCUGCAGCGCAGAUACUGGAGCAACUACGUGGACCUGGAGCAGAAGCUCUUCGACGAGACGUGCUGUGAGCAUGCGCGGGACUUCGCCCACCGCUGCGUGCUGCACUUCUUCGCCAGCAUGCAGAGCGAGAUGCGGGCACGCGGGCUGAGCCGGGACGCCGCGGGCAGGGGCCGCGAGCCACCCGAGAUGCCCAGCGGCCUGGACGGCGACGGAAGCAGGAAGGCCCACCUGCGGGCGGUUUCCAGCCGGGAGCAGGUGGACCGCCUCCUGAGCACGUGGUACUCCAGCAAACCGCCGCUCGACCUCGUGGCAUCCCCGGGGCUCUGGGCGCGUGGCCUCAACCAUCGCGCUCCCACGGUGGCCCCAGGCACCAGGCUGUCUCCGCAUACUGAUGUGUAG
Molecule: messenger RNA, 1139 nt
Organism: Neogale vison (American mink)
Lineage: Eukaryota; Metazoa; Chordata; Mammalia; Carnivora; Mustelidae
Gene: CALHM3
Product: calcium homeostasis modulator 3
Exons: 3
Coding region: 111-1139 (342 amino acids)
Molecular function (GO): monoatomic cation channel activity
Source: RefSeq, a predicted model, not a curated record